AAUAACACGGUGCGUUUGUUUUGGUAAAAAAGGGUCUCGAAAGAACGAUACCGCAGGGGACGCACGAGACAUUUUAAUUAUUUGUCGUGUUUCGUCAUCGUUUACCGCACGCCUUAAUCAUAACAUAAGCAAUAGCUCAAAUACGACCACGGUCCGGUAAGGCGCAGCUUGGACACAGUUUUCCCCAUCCAAACGUGGUGCGAUUUGCAGGUGGUGCAAGAAUGUCCUCGUUCACCGAGACGGGACUAGUGAAGAAACUGUUCGAUCUCAAUCAAAGCCAACAAAGCAUUCAAACCCUCUCGCUGUGGCUGAUCCAUCAUCGAAAGCAUCAUUCAAUAAUCGUUAAAACAUGGCUGAAAGAGCUCCAGAGAGCACCAGCAGCGAAGAAGCUCACCUUCAUGUACCUGGCGAACGAUGUGAUACAGAACAGCAAGAAGAAGGGCCCAGAAUUUGGCCGGGAGUUUGAGCACGUGUUGGUAAAAGCGUUCAAAAAUGUGGCCCAAUCCUCGCCGGAGCCGAAAACCAUCAACAGCCUCAACCGUAUCCUCGGCAUCUGGUGUGAUCGGGGUGUGUACGAGGAACCUAAGAUUAAAGAAUACUCGACGGCACUGAACGGAACGGAAACCAUCCCGCGGGUGGAGGUGAACGGUAGUGAUAAGAAGCGAAAGGGGGACAGCAGCAGCGCAGCGGAGAGUGAAGGCGCCAAAAAGCCUCGCCCAGCCACUGCCAGCACGGAAAAGAAAGCAAAGAGUGAGGUGGUGGAGGUAAACGGGAAGGUAGAAACGCACAUUACGCUAAGUCCGCAUCAGCCCGACGGUGAUCCGCCAGAGCCGGAGGAUCUGAUUAAGGUAAUUCUUGACCUGGAAAACUCGGCAUCGAGCGAUGCGGUGGUACGAGAAAGAAUAGCCAGCCUUAAACCGGAAGUGUCCGAGCUAGCCGCACUGGACAAGCUGGAAGACAAGGAGGCCGCUAUGAAACUUGCCGCAGACGUAAACGAUGCCAUAAAGAUUCUAAACGAUUACAACGCACGGUUGGCGGUGGAGAUGGACGACCGGAAGAAAUUGACGACCAUGCUAAGGGAUUUCUUGCGCGAACAACAGGAGCUUCAACAGCAGGCCGAAAACCGGCUAGCAGAAUAUCAGAACAAAUUAUCCAAAAUCAAAGAAGUACAAAAGGAGGUACGAAACCAUAUGAACAAUCUGCCCGACUUGACGUCCCUCCCGGAUGUGACCGGUGGUUUGGCGCCGCUCCCAUCGGCCGGUGAUUUAUUUAACGCACACCAUCAUUAACUACGACGAAUAUGCGAUGAUCUGAUCGUUCGAAACGAGAACCCAAUCCCAUGUUACUAAAAUUGGGUGAAUUUGGAGCGUUGCGGAUCAUACCUACUCUCAGCAUCAAUCAAUUUACUCCCGUGUACGUGUGUUAGAGGGAUAUAGUUGUCUGCUUCUUCAUUUAUUUUAAUUUCCAAAACGAACCCUACAAGCAAUCUACACGACCUCCUGGAAUGGGACCUCCCGAAUCGACGUCGGAAUAUUGAAUAUAGAAUUAAAGCGCCCACCCUCCCUUAGACUCCCCGAAACCAAAUAAUAAGUAGUCGAAUCGAAUUGGACAAGAAUGGGUCCCGAAACGCUUGGCAUUGGCGUACGGAAUAAGCUGGAUUGCGUUUGCGGUGUACAUGUUGUUGCAAUAGUAGUAUCCUCGGUGCGGGAUAUGUUGUUCAGGAAUCCGCGAAAAAAGGGGUAAAUAAAGGACUGUUUUAGUCGACAAUUGUA
Anopheles merus is the source of this 1772-nucleotide messenger RNA. Its product is annotated as regulation of nuclear pre-mRNA domain-containing protein 1B. Gene Ontology annotation, biological process: mRNA 3'-end processing. The transcript is spliced from 4 exons. NCBI's taxonomy places the organism in Eukaryota, Metazoa, Arthropoda, Insecta, Diptera, Culicidae. The record is from RefSeq and is a predicted model, not a curated record. Gene Ontology annotation, cellular component: RNA polymerase II, holoenzyme. Bases 222 to 1289 code for a protein of 355 amino acids. Gene Ontology annotation, molecular function: RNA polymerase II complex binding.